CCUCCUGCCAGUGUCUCUCGAGCUUGCUGAGGAGUCCCCGACUCUGGUGGCCUGGCCAUGACCACCACAUUUCUGCAAACGUCUUCCUCCACGUUCGGCGGGGGCUCUACCCGAGGGGGCUCCCUCUUGGCUGGGGGAGGCGGCUUUGGUGGGGGGAGUCUCUAUGGGGGCGGUGGAAGCCGCAGUAUCUCAGCUUCUUCUUCCAGGUUUGUUUCUUCAGGGUCAGGAGGGGGCUACGGGGGUGGCAUGAGCUGCGGCUUUGGUGGAGGGGCUGGGGGCGGUUUCGGUGGAGGCUUUGGAGGUGGCGCUGGAGGGGGUUUUGGUGGUAGCUUUGGCGGGAGUUUUGGCGGUGGCUUUGGUGGUGGCGAUGGUGGUCUCCUCUCUGGCAACGAGAAGAUCACCAUGCAGAACCUCAACGACCGCCUGGCCUCCUACCUGGACAAGGUGCGCGCCCUGGAGGAGGCCAACGCCGACCUGGAGGGAAAGAUUCGAGACUGGUACCAGAAGCAGGCUCCGACCAGCCCCGAACGUGACUACAGCCACUACUUCAAGACCAUGGAAGAGCUCCAGGACAAGAUUCUGGCUGCUGCCAUCGACAACUCCCGGGUCAUCUUGGAGAUCGACAAUGCCAGGCUGGCUGUGGACGACUUCAGGCUCAAGUAUGAGAAUGAGCUGGGUCUGCGCCAGAGCGUGGAGGCCGAUAUCAACGGCCUGCGCCGGGUGCUUGACGAGCUGACUCUGGCCAGGACAGACCUGGAGAUGCAGAUCGAAGGCCUGAAGGAGGAGCUGGCCUACAUGAAGAAGAACCACGAGGAGGAGAUGAAGGAAUUUGGUAGCCAGCUGGUUGGCCAGGUCAACGUGGAGAUGGACGCGGCCCCGGGUGUGGACCUGACCCGUGUGCUGGCAGAGAUGAGGGAGCAGUACGAGGCCAUAGCAGAGAAGAACCGCCGUGACGCCGAGGCCUGGUUCUUCAGCAAGACCGAGGAGUUGAACAAGGAGGUGGCCUCCAACACAGAAAUGAUCCAGACCAGCAAGACGGAGAUCACAGAUCUAAGACGCACCCUGCAGGGGCUGGAGAUUGAGCUGCAGUCACAGCUCAGCAUGAAAGCCGGGCUGGAGAACUCGCUGGCGGAGACGGAGUGCCGCUAUGCUACGCAGCUGCAACAAAUCCAGGGGCUCAUCAGCAGCCUGGAGGCCCAGUUGAGCGAGCUCCGGUGCGAGAUGGAGGCUCAGGAUCAGGAAUACAGAAUGCUGCUGGACAUCAAGACACGGCUAGAGCAGGAGAUCGCCACCUACCGCAGCCUGCUGGAGGGCCAGGACGCCAAGAUGGCUGGUGCUGGCAUCAGGGAAGCCUCUCUGGGAGGCGGUAGUGGAGGCAGCAGCAGUGGUGUCCGCAUCAAGGUGGAAGAGUCAGUGGAUGGAAAGGUGGUUUCUUCCCACAAGAGAGAAGUCUAAGUGCCUAGCACAAGAGAAACGUCCCUCGCCAUCCCCCACCGAACCUAGGCUGCGUGGAGGACCCGCCAGAAGGACUGGACAAGCAAACUCCAGUCCCUG
This is a messenger RNA of Carlito syrichta (Philippine tarsier), 1554 nucleotides long. It is a transcript of the gene KRT15, whose product is annotated as keratin 15. Gene Ontology annotation, molecular function: structural molecule activity. The record is from RefSeq and is a predicted model, not a curated record. The transcript has 8 exons. Lineage: Eukaryota; Metazoa; Chordata; Mammalia; Primates; Tarsiidae. Bases 58 to 1455 code for a protein of 465 amino acids.